Micropterus salmoides (largemouth bass) is the source of this 8393-nucleotide messenger RNA. Its product is annotated as voltage-dependent T-type calcium channel subunit alpha-1I-like. NCBI's taxonomy places the organism in Eukaryota, Metazoa, Chordata, Actinopteri, Centrarchiformes, Centrarchidae. The coding region runs from base 6 to 6038 and encodes 2010 amino acids. The record is from RefSeq and is a predicted model, not a curated record. Gene Ontology annotation, cellular component: voltage-gated calcium channel complex; voltage-gated sodium channel complex; plasma membrane. The transcript is spliced from 32 exons. Gene Ontology annotation, biological process: sodium ion transmembrane transport; membrane depolarization during action potential; neuronal action potential. Gene Ontology annotation, molecular function: voltage-gated sodium channel activity; low voltage-gated calcium channel activity.
AUUACAUGGCUGACGAGGAUGACGAGCGACCCUUCAUCUGCUCCCUGCCAGUCGACAACGGUAUCAUGUCAUGUUCUGACGUCCCAGCUCGCCGCCAGGGAGGCAGGGCGUGCUGCCUGGAUAAAGACGACGCCCUGUACCGCCAGUCACUGGGCCUGAGCCCUGAGCCUGUGGCCAAUGGCAGUGUCAGUGUAGCAGGGCUCUGUGUCAACUGGAACCAGUACUACACCAGGUGUCAUACAGGGCACACCAACCCCCACAAAGGAGCCAUAAACUUUGACAACAUUGCCUAUGCCUGGAUUGUCAUCUUCCAGGUGAUCACUCUGGAGGGCUGGGUGGAGAUCAUGUACUAUGUGAUGGAUGCUCAUUCCUUCUACAACUUCAUCUACUUCAUUCUACUGAUCAUUGUUGGUUCCUUCUUUAUGAUCAACCUAUGCCUCGUGGUCAUCGCCACCCAGUUCUCAGAGACUAAGCAGAGGGAGCACCAGCUGAUGCAGGAGCAGCGAGCACGGUGUUCGUCCUCCUCCACCCUGGCCAGUGAACCUGGGGACUGCUACGAGGAACUCUUCCAGCUGGUUUGCCACAUCCUCCGCAAGGCCAGGAGACAAACUGUUGCCCUUUUCAACACAUUGCGGGGGAAACCCCGCGGCUUUCGGGGCGCCGGAAGAGGUAGAGGAGCAGGAGAAGGAAGGCACAGGAAUGCCAAUGGAAGGGGAGGACAUGAGAGGAGAGCAGUGAGGAGGCACGGUGCAACCUGUCCCCACCAUAAUAAAACUGAUCAUGGCUCACCCGCUGAACCUACGGCACUCAACGCCACUGAAGGCUGCCCACAGUGUGCCGCAGCCCUGUUGCUCACUGAUGGGGUGGGACCAGUUCGCAGUGCAGUAAAUGAUGAAGCAGAGGAGGGAGCGGUGGAGGAAACGGACAGGGAGGGGGUACAUUCUGGUAGUAACGAGAAGGGCAAAAAAGGCCAGGAGGGUGCAGGGAGCCAUGGCGGCUGUAGUCCUAAGAAGCGAUGUAAUGAGCUGUGGCGCGAGACGAGGAGGAAGCUGUGGGGAAUCGUGGAGAGCAAAUACUUCAACCGAGGCAUCAUGAUCGCCAUCUUGAUCAACACCAUCAGCAUGGGCAUUGAGCACCACGAGCAGCCAGAGGAGCUCACUAAUGUUCUGGAGAUCUGCAACAUUGUCUUCACCAGCAUGUUUUCCUUGGAGAUGAUCCUCAAAAUCACUGCAUUUGGCUCCUUCAGCUACCUGAGAAACCCCUACAAUGUCUUUGAUGGAGUCAUUGUCAUCAUAAGUGUAUGUGAGAUCGUCGGCCAGUCCGACGGAGGUUUAUCUGUACUUAGGACCUUCAGACUGUUGAGGGUGCUGAAGCUUGUAAGGUUCAUGCCAGCUUUGCGAAGACAGCUGGUGGUCCUCAUGAAGACCAUGGACAAUGUGGCCACCUUCUGCAUGCUGCUCAUGCUCUUCAUCUUCAUCUUCAGUAUCCUGGGGAUGCACAUCUUUGGCUGUAAGUUCAGUCUCAGGACAGAGACCGGCGACACAGUACCAGACAGGAAGAACUUUGACUCCCUUCUCUGGGCCAUUGUCACUGUUUUCCAGAUUCUGACUCAAGAGGACUGGAAUGCAGUUUUGUAUAAUGGUAUGGCAGCCACUUCACCACUUGCUGCUCUUUACUUUGUGGCCCUCAUGACCUUUGGAAACUAUGUCCUCUUCAACCUGCUGGUGGCCAUCUUGGUUGAAGGCUUUCAGGCAGAGGGUGAUGCCACUCGUUCUUACUCAGAUGAUGAUCGCUCCUCUUCUAACUUUGACGAGAGCGAGAAACACGACUCCAUAAAGUUGUCUGACCCAAGGAUCUGCACGCUAACACCCAAUGGCCACCUGGAGCUGGGUGCUGUCUCAGGGCCCAGGGGAUCCUACUCCUCAGAGAGACGGAGCUUCACCAUCGAGUCCAGGAAGAGCAGUGUGAUGAGCCUGGGCAAGAGCAGCCUGGAGAGACGCUCCCUCUCUCUACGCCAUGGUCGCAGUUCAAACUACCACAACUGGGGUCGCCCUCCCCAUCCACAGUCUGCAUGGAGCCGCAGGUCCAGCUCAAACAGCCUGGGCCGGAGAAGCUACAGGUUUGGUGGGACACCUCUGGUGGGAGGCAGCCUCCGUGUGCACGGCACCCGCUCACCCCACUCCUACACCUAUGCCGCAGAGCAGGAAUCCCUUCUUUCCCACCCACACCACUCUCAUCAUCUACCCCCACACCAUCCACCUCCACCCCCACUGUUCCUCUCCAGACACUUUGCUGCAAGGAGGGAUCGACGAGCUCUUUCCCUGGAGCUCCCAGAGCUGCUUCGGGCAGGCGGACAGCCCCCAGGCCUUCCCCCUUUCCACCCGGACCCUGGGAGGAGGAGUGGGUCUGGUGCAGGGGGAUCCAUCACUGGGGGGUCUGGGGCUGGUAGUGGUUUUGGAGUGGACCACCGGGACUGUAAUGGCAAGGCACCAGGUCCCCACACUCAGCUCAUGGCUGAGGUUUUCCCUCAAGUCAACGCACGCAAAGACAGAGCAGACCUUGAUGAAGAGACAGAUUAUAGUUUGUGUUUCCGUAUCCAGAAAAUGAUGGAGGUGUACAAGCCAGACUGGUGUGAAAGCAGAGAGGAGUGGUCUGUCUAUCUCUUUUCGCCUCAAAACAAGUUCAGACUGCUCUGCCAGUCCAUUAUUGCCCAUAAGCUCUUUGACUAUGUGGUCCUGGCCUUCAUCUUUCUCAACUGCAUCACGGUGGCUCUGGAGAGGCCAAAGAUAAUGCAAGGCAGUCUGGAAAGGGUGUUUCUCACAAUUUCCAACUACAUCUUUACUGCCAUCUUUGUUACGGAGAUGACUGUUAAGGUGGUGUCCAUGGGUCUGUACCUGGGGGAGAAAGCCUAUCUAAGGAGCAGCUGGAACAUUCUAGAUGGUUUCCUCGUGUUUGUGUCUCUGAUUGACAUUGUGGUGUCAAUGGCAGGUGGGGCUAAGAUUCUGGGCGUUCUCCGUGUUCUCAGGCUGCUCAGGACGCUACGCCCCCUCAGGGUGAUCAGCAGGGCUCCAGGGCUGAAACUGGUAGUGGAGACCCUCAUCACAUCCCUUAAGCCAAUCGGCAACAUCGUCCUCAUCUGCUGUGCCUUCUUCAUCAUCUUUGGCAUUCUUGGUGUUCAGCUCUUCAAAGGAAAGUUCUACUACUGUGUGGGUUUCGAUGUGAAGAACAUCACUAACAAAUCAGACUGUCUGGCUGCCAACUAUCGAUGGGUUCACCACAAAUAUAAUUUUGACAACCUUGGACAGGCUCUAAUGUCCCUGUUUGUACUCGCCUCAAAAGACGGCUGGGUCAACAUCAUGUACCAUGGACUGGAUGCAGUGGGAAUAGACCAGCAGCCGGUUACCAACAACAACCCAUGGAUGCUGCUCUACUUCAUCUCCUUCCUCCUGAUUGUCAGCUUCUUCGUCCUCAACAUGUUCGUGGGUGUAGUGGUGGAAAACUUCCACAAGUGUCGCCAGCACCAGGAGGUGGAGGAGGCCAGGCGACGAGAGGAGAAACGCCAGCGUCGCAUGGAGAAGAAGAGGAGAAAGGCCCAGAAGCUGCCCUACUACGCAUCCUAUGGUCCGGCCCGGUUGGCUAUCCACACUCUUUGUACCAGCCACUACCUGGACCUGGUCAUCACCUUUAUCAUCUGUAUCAAUGUCAUCACCAUGUCUCUGGAGCACUACAGCCAGCCACAGUCACUGGAGACUACACUCAAGUACUGCAACUACUUCUUCACCUCCACCUUUGUGAUCGAGGCCUCUCUAAAGCUGGUGGCCUUUGGCUUUCGACGUUUCUUCAAGGACAGGUGGAACCAGUUGGACCUGGCCAUUGUGCUGCUGUCAGUGAUGGGCAUCACCCUGGAAGAGAUUGAGAUCAAUGCCUCCCUCCCCAUCAACCCCACCAUCAUCAGAAUCAUGAGGGUACUCAGGAUAGCAAGAGUGUUGAAGUUGUUGAAAAUGGCAACCGGGAUGAGAGCUCUGCUAGACACAGUGGUCCAGGCUCUGCCUCAGGUGGGAAAUCUUGGUCUGCUCUUCAUGUUACUGUUUUUCAUCUACGCAGCUCUGGGAGUGGAGCUGUUUGGAGAGCUGGUGUGUAACGCUGACUACCCUUGUGAAGGAAUGAGCCGACACGCCACCUUUGAAAACUUUGGAAUGGCCUUCCUCACACUCUUCCAGGUUUCCACUGGUGACAACUGGAAUGGCAUCAUGAAGGACACACUGAGGGAGUGCCCGCCAGACGGUCCGGGCAGCGACUACGGCUGCCAUGCUGGACUACAGGUCAUCUCCCCGAUGUAUUUCGUGUCCUUCGUGCUCACAGCUCAGUUCGUUCUGAUAAACGUGGUGGUGGCCGUGCUCAUGAAGCAUCUGGACGAUUCCAACAAGGAGGCGCAGGAGGACGCCGAGAUGGACGCCGAGAUUGAGCUGGAGCUAGCUCAGGGAGGCCUAUGCUGCAUGAUGGGGGGCAUCAGUGCCAUCGCUGGUGCCACGGGUGGUGCUGCAACCGGGGCCAGCGUGGGCGGAGGAGUGUCUGGUGCAAUUACAGCGGGGACAGUUGGGGGUCCAAGUGGCGUGGUGAUGGCGCCGCUACGAGAUGGAGGAGGAGGCGGUGCAGCUCAUGAGGGACACACACACCAUCGAUGUCGGCUCUUCUCUCCUACUCAGGAGAGCCAGUGGCUGGACAGUGUGUCUCUGCUGAUUAAGGACUCCUUGGAAGGGGACAUGAUUGACAACCUCUCCGGGUCGGUUUUUCACCACUAUUGCUCUCCUCCUGUGUGCAAGGAUUGUAAGGGCCACCCACAAGAGAUCCGAUUGGCAGAGGUGGAGCAGGCAUCUCUGAUGUCAGAGCAGCUGUCAGACAAGUCAUCGUCUCUGGCACUGCCUGAUGACCUCAGCCUGGAUGAACACAGCAGCUACCAGCUGCUGGCAAGAGACAGUGAGAGGGGCAGCAGUGACUCCCAUGGGUCGGAAGAGUUGCCCACCCAGGGGGACUACAAAGGACUUUGUCCCUUCAGCUCAGGAAGCAAGGAGCAGGUCCAGGAGUUGUUUGAGGUGGGCGUCCAUCCCCAGUUGAAAUCUCCCUCACUGGAGCAGCCAAUCCCGGCACAUUGCACAGAUGGAGAUGGAAAAAGUUGCAGUGGAGUUGGUGGUGGAUCUUCACCUAUCUUCCACCUACCAGCAGACUUCUUCCAUCCUGCUGUUGCUGCUCAUCCAGGCAGUCCUGGGAACGGUGUUAGCCCAGGAGACAGAGGGCCAUCCAGGUUGGCCUCCCCAGCCUCCUGGGCCUCCCUCCGCUCACCCGGAGCCAACAGCAGGCCCCUGAGCUCUCAGCACCUGUCCCACAGUGACUCCUCCCUGGCCACAGGCAGUUCAGAUGGCAGCCUGCAGACCACUCUAGAGGAAGGGCUCAGCUUCAGCGUCUCCCCACCUCGAGAUCUGGAUCUCCCAAUGCCUCUCCUCUGUCCCCUUUCCAGCCACCCCAUACACCCCCAGGGACCGGCCACAGGAGACCAGGGCCACCCUUUACUAAAGAGACGCAGUACUACCUUUACUCUCCAAGCCACCAGGGGGCACCAGAGGAGCCAGAGCAGCGGUGGUUGUGGCAGCACCAGCCCCAGCUGCCCCCGGCAGGACUCUAUGGACCCUUCAGAUGAGGACAUGGGCACGGGGGCGGGUGGGGAUGGCUGCCGCCAGACCCUCAACAGUGAACACUUGUCAGAAACACUGAACAGCCUCUCACUGACGUCGCUGCUGACCCCUGGGUCUCUGGCAGCCCCGCUGGUUAAGAAAUGUAACAGCACAGGGUCACUAGACCAAACCAAUCUAUCUGUCCGGAGUAAAGACGGACGCCACUUCUAUGGCAUAGAUGCCCAUGGUUACUUGUCCAACCCUUGGACAAAGGGAAGGGCAAGAGGUGAGGAAGACAAUGAUAUCACAGGCUUCAGCAUGAAAAGCAGCAGCCAGCCCACAGACUCAAGUUCCAGGAGAAAUAGAUGAAACACUUGUUGCCUCUCUGUAGUGGAACUCUUUAACCAUUUGCAUUUCUGGACCUUGAACAGAACAGGAAGAGACUUUUAAAACAGUACAUGUCCCGUGAACCCGAUCUCUUUCUUUCCUUAUUGGAUCUGCUUGGAAUCAGUCAUUUCUCAAAAGAUUACAGUUGCUCCUGAAUUUGGACGUCUUUUCUUUUCCACAGUAUAUGUGGUUGCUUUUUGAAAUGAUAACCUUUUAACCUUUUAGAAUAACCAGGAUUCGGCCUUGGCAUAUGUUGCAGUGCUGGGCUUUAAAUUUGAGUCAUCCUGACAUACAGAAUAUCUGGCCGGCCAUUAGAGAGAGGCCCGGAAAUUACAGUGAUUGAUGAGCAUUAUUAAGGUGAUGCUAUUUAAAUAAAACUGCAGAAAGACAAAAGCAGUGUCAUUAGCAUUGGACAGAACUCUGAAGCUUCUUUUGAGGAAGAACUGCACUUUGUACAGGUUUAUUUUGUAAUGACCAUCGCUAACAGUAGCAUCAACCAACCUUUUUUCCUCUUAAGAAGAUUUGGUGGGUAACAGAAAAUGAUUGCAUAUUUUGUGUUCUUUUUUAACUUCAAUGUCUUGAAGUUGUGUGAAUGUCGACACAUCUGUCUCAAUUUGUAAGGGAUAGGGAGACCAAGACAAGCAAGGAGCCUGGCUAGUCUGAAAAUUGACAAAGGGCCUCUUUGAAUAGAAGAAUGGAUAUGUGACUGCUCCUGAGAAUAUGUGGGUUGUUAGUGGAAGCAUUGGCCACUCUCAGGUGGACUCUUGUGCUUUCAACAUAACCAUGAAAGGGCUAAAAUGUAAUGAGUGCAGACUCGGGCCCAAACAUACUUUUAAAAACUUGAAGGUACAUCAACUACUUUCAAUUCCUUUUCUGAUGUCACUAAUAUAUACACAUGUAAGACUAAAUGUGUCACUAAAAUGACCAUUGACUUUUGAAGUUGUAGGUUGGAUUUCUACGAAAAUAUUUGAACUUUAAAGCUGUAUUUAACAGAUUUUAACACAAAAGAAAUCGAAACAAGUUUAUCAUACCAUGCACAUCAAAAGACUUUCUCAGCACCAGCAGCCUCUACCUACAUGUUGAAUGGGCAAGAGUGAUUCCUACAAGUAAAAAAAAAAAUACUUUGCAAGGCACGGGGUAAGUAAAAUAUAAUUUUAACAUUGAACAUUUCAUUAUAGCCUGUACAUUAAUACAGUAAGAAGUCAGACAGUUUGAUGUCAUCCAGUUUUCUCAAAGUUCUCCCUCUGUAUAACACACAGUGCCUCUGCUUCAGACAGUUGUUGGUAUCUGAUAGUUUAACGUACGUAUCUUAGUCUGCAAACUUAGAGCUAAUUGACUCACAGACAAUGAAGAAAAGAAGGAUUUUCUUCAUGUGCCUCAUGUCAACAUGCUAACUACUUAGUGAUUAUCCCUGCUACAGGACAUUUUGAGAAUAAUUAUAUCAGUCAUUGAUGAUAUGAUGUUAUGUUAAUCAUUUUUAGCCAUGACAGCAACAGGAUGGCUAAAAAUGAUCUGGUCUGUUGACUGAUCCACCACUUUGGUCCAGAUUGAAAUAUCUCAAUUAUUGGAUGGUUUGUCAUGCAGUUUUGUACAAAUAUUCAUGGUGCCCAGACGAUGAACCCUAAUAACUUUGGUGAUCCCGUGAAUUUUCAUACAGCACCACCAGCAUGUCAAAGUUUUCACUUAUCUAUUGAAUUAUCUUAACAACUACUACUAUUAGUACACAAAUAGCACAGAUAUUCAUGUUCCCCUCAGCAUGAAUUACAAUAACUUAACAGGCCUGUGAAGUUUUCUUCCAGUGCCAUCAUCACGUCAACAUUUCAGUUUGUCCAAUACUUGGUUCAUGACAAAAUACCUACAAUGAAUGACAUUUCCAUCAGCCUCAACUGUACUCUGGGUUUAGUGCUAAUUAGUAAACGCUAGCAUGCUAACAUGCUAAACUAGGAUGGUGAACAUGGUAAUCAUUACUUGUACCUGCUAAACAUCACCAUUUUGAGCAUGUUGCUAUGCUAGCAUUAGCAUUUCGCACAAAGUACUGCUGUGCCCAAGCAUAGCCUCAUAGAGCUGCUAGCGUGACAGUAUAGGCAGUUGCCUCGCUGCCUCGAUACCAUAAUAGACAGCUGCCUCAGAAGGCAUCACUUUCAAGUGAAAGCAGCUCUGUUUACAUUAGUUUCAAACAGCCUUCUAGGGCAGCACUUAAUGCAACGUGUGGCGUCAGCACGCCGUCUUCUGACAGCCAGAAGAGACGCUAGCCUAGCAUCAGCUAACUAGCUAUUGAAAGCCAAAUGGCUAACAGACACCUCAGAAAUCAUACUGAACAAACUUGGUUGGUUACAG